UGACAGGUCAGACCAUAUCAAAGUAGCAUCGAAUCGAGAGUCUAAACUGCGGUGAUAUCGGUGAUCUGUCGAGUACGAGACGGAACCUGGCAGCCGACAUUGCCCGCAUCUCUUCACCGCCUCUGCAUCAAUCAAGCUCGCACAGCGAUACCGGUCUCGAUCCAUCAUGUUUAACGCACCUCGGAAUCGACCGACGGCGUUCCAAUCGACGUUCACCUCGUCCGACUUUGAUCCGCUCGCUUCUUCCACCGCUUCAUACAUGCCAGAUGUCGACCCAUGGUCUGGCGUACCCAGUCCUAGCGCUACACCAGCUCCGGCUGCGGCCAAUGUUGGCACUAACAAUGGCGGCAACAGCUUACCCAGCAUGACCGCUUCGACACCCAAUUUGGGGUCGUAUGCGCGGCCCGUACAGGCCAUGAUGAACAGGAUGCCGAGCGGGUUUGCUGCGGGUGGGGGGAUGAUCUCGCCAGGCGGCGGUGCGGCUGGCUAUGCUACGAUGGAUAAGCCUGCCGUGUUGGCCAGCGGGAUGAAUAUGCUAUCCGAGACCAACCUUCCCAGCCAAUACAUCAUGUACUGGGACUCGCUAGAUACGGACGGAUCAGGUCUCGUCUCUCUCGCUGCCCUCAACCGACUGCUCUCCACCUCGGGUCUCCCCGCAUCGACCAACGAACGGAUCAUUACCCUCCUCUUACCCUCCACAGCCCAAUCGGUCAAUCAAGAACAAUUCUUCGCCGCCCUCGGGCUCGUCGCGCUCGCCCAAGGUGGCAAGGAUGUUUCGAUACAACGGCUGAACCAGACGUCACCGGCUGAAAUGCCUAUCCCUUCGUUGAGAAUGUCCUCAGGAAUCACGGGCACCCCAUCGACCUCGGCUCGACCUCUACAACAUCCUACCCCCGUGCGGGCGUACUCGCAGACAUCUUCCAACGGAUUCGGAGCGCUUUCGACACCCACGUCCAACUUGUACAAGGAUCCGGCAUCCAGCUCGGCGAACAAUCAUUCCCCUUGGGACGUCGGUCCGAUGAAAGCUGGCUUACCAGCGACGAUGGAGAACGUACUCGAGAGCGAGACGAAUGGCAAUGGGUACGAGGUUGGCUUCAGCCAGGACGCGGGAGGCGGAGCGGGGGCUGGAUUUGAUGAACAGGGCCAGAUUGAAUCGACUCGAGGUUGGUGGAAGGACGUAGAGACGGUCCAGGUGACCAUGAUGGCGGACAAGGAGGGGUGGUUCUUGCAGAAAUACAGGUUGGAGAGUGAUAAACGGACACAUGGGACCGUAACGAGAAGGUAUUCGGAUUUCGUCUGGCUGCUCGACUGUCUAACGAAACGAUAUCCCUUCCGUUUACUACCCUCACUUCCGCCCAAACGGAUGAGUCCCGAUCAAGCGUUCUUGGAACAACGUCGCAAGGGACUGCAACGCUUCAUCAACUUUGUCGUCAACCAUCCGAUCUUGAAGGAAGACGGUUGUCUCGGAGUCUUUCUCGCCGAACCGAACUUUGAAGGAUGGAGGAAACGCUCGAAAGUUAACCUCGACGAAGAGUCCACGCAAAAGAAGUUAGGACCGAAUGCGGAGGCUAGUAUCCCCCAGGAUGUCGAACAGAGGAUCGAUGCGAUGAGGAAGCAACUCCCUACCCUGCUCGACGCGCACGCCCGACUGGUCGUCUUGGCUGAAAAGAGCGUCAGGAGGAUCGAGGCCAACUCGGCCGAUCAGUCGAGGAUGGCCAUGACCCUGGCAACGUUGAGCGAAGCUUGUCCGCAAUCCUGUUGGCGUAACGCAGAUUCGAGUGCGAACCCUGGAGGUAUUGGAGGGGCUGGAUGCGACCUGUGCAAAGGGGUUGGGAGGGGUCUUGCGGCCGUCGGGGAUGCUUGGGGAAGGGAGGCGGAGGAUGCCGAGAGACGGACGAUGGCCUUGACGUUGGGUACGAUUGAGUCGCUGAAAACGCAGAGGGACCUCUACGCCGCUUUCCGGGAGUUGCUGUCGAGGCAUGACCGUCUCUCGAAAGAUAAUUCGGACUUCUUACGCAAGUCCGUCGAUGCCAAACAGAAAAAGCUCGACGUCGUGCGUGAUAAGCGCAAGGUCAAUUGGGAGGUCGAGGAGGAGAAACUCUCGAGCGCGAUUGCACAAGACAAUGCUGCCAUAGAGGCGCUCAUGACCCGUCGCGUCCACAUCAAGCAAUGUCUUUGGCACGAGCUCUCGAUCGUGCUGCAUUCUCGGCAAGCAGCUCAGGCCACUUUGGGCUGGCGGAAAUUUGCCGAGGAGAAGACGAGGGCGCACAAGGGCGUCGCAGGAUUAUGGCAGGCCCUCGCGACACGUUUGGACGACAUGCCCGUAGAUUGAUCGCGCUGCAGAUGCCUUAUAAUAUGUAAUUCUUCUUUUUCGUUGUAGCACUCAGAGCAUUUCUUUGCAUUCCUCAUAGAAUAUGAUACGUCACUGA
Filobasidium floriforme is the source of this 2429-nucleotide messenger RNA. Its product is annotated as protein-vacuolar targeting-related protein. Gene Ontology annotation, biological process: protein targeting to vacuole; retrograde transport, endosome to Golgi. The transcript has 6 exons. Gene Ontology annotation, cellular component: endosome. The coding region runs from base 167 to 2332 and encodes 721 amino acids. The record is from RefSeq and is a predicted model, not a curated record. Gene Ontology annotation, molecular function: phosphatidylinositol-3-phosphate binding; protein binding. NCBI's taxonomy places the organism in Eukaryota, Fungi, Basidiomycota, Tremellomycetes, Filobasidiales, Filobasidiaceae.